Chironomus riparius is the source of this 1355-nucleotide messenger RNA. Lineage: Eukaryota; Metazoa; Arthropoda; Insecta; Diptera; Chironomidae. The record is from the annotation of a GenBank genome assembly.
AUGGAUUCAAAUAAUGCUAAAUUUCCUGAUGAUCCAACAGUUACAUUGACGAUCAGACUGAUUAUGCAGGGAAAGGAAGUCGGAAGCAUAAUUGGCAAAAAAGGAGAAAUUGUGAAACGUUUUCGAGAAGAGUCUGGUGCAAAAAUAAACAUAUCGGAUGGAUCCUGUCCCGAACGUAUUGUGACUGUUUCUGGUUCAACCAGCGCUAUAUACAAGGCAUUUACAUUAAUCACAAAAAAAUUUGAAGAGUGGUGUUCCCAAUUUAAUGACGUUAGCACAUCAAAUGGCAAAACACAAAUUCCACUCCGCUUAAUUGUUCCAGCAAGUCAGUGUGGAAGUUUAAUUGGAAAAGGAGGAUCAAAAAUUAAAGAGAUUCGUGAAGUGACCGGAUGUUCAAUUCAAGUAGCGAGCGAAAUGUUGCCAAAUUCUACGGAACGUGCUGUUACACUGACUGGUACAUCUGAUGCUAUAACUCAAUGUAUUCAUCAGAUCUGCUGUGUUAUGCUCGAGAGUCCUCCCAAAGGUGCAACCAUACCAUAUCGACCAAAACCGCAAGUAAAUGGACCAGUCAUUUUAGCCAAUGGUCAAGCAUAUACUAUACAAGGAAAUUUCGCUGUACCAACAGAGCAGACAUGCACAGUAUUUCCACUAUUUUCUGGCCUUCACGCGGGUUUAACGGGUCUGACAGAUCCCCUUAUGAAAGGAUCACAUUUACAUGGAGCAGUGCCUCCACAUCAUUUCCAACAGCUGCCUGAUAUGACUGGACUGUCAAAGAAUCCACUCGCAGGACUCGCAGCAUUAGGACUCGCCGGUGCUAUUCCUCAAAAUACUGGUGGAUUAAAUCCAACAGCACUUGCCGCCCUCGCUGGCUCACAAUUACGUACGGCAGCAAGUCGAACACAAACAAAUACACAGCAGCAUGAAAUGACGGUGCCAAAUGAUUUAAUUGGAUGCAUUAUUGGUAAAGGAGGCACCAAAAUUGCUGAAAUACGCCAAAUAUCCGGUGCCAUGAUUCGCAUAUCGAAUUGCGAGGAACGUGAAGGUGGAAAUACCGAUCGAACAAUUACAAUAAGCGGCAAUCCCGAUGCUGUUGCCCUCGCUCAAUAUUUGAUUAACAUGAGAAUUUCGAUGGAAACAGCCGGCCUGCCAAUACCCGCAUAUUCAUACAUUGCACCGAAUCACAUCGUUAAAGCGCCACAUUAAAUAAAUUCAAACUCUUUUGUGGACAUUAUUUUGGAUGGAGUAAUGAACCUUCGUAUUAUUUUAAAAUAUCCUUAAUGUCCUUCUUAACAGCACCAGUAGAAAAAAGAAAAAAAAGUUUUUUCAUCUUUGUUCAAUGUUCUUCAAUCUCUCUU